Acanthochromis polyacanthus (spiny chromis) is the source of this 1320-nucleotide messenger RNA. RefSeq names its product glutathione S-transferase A-like. Lineage: Eukaryota; Metazoa; Chordata; Actinopteri; Pomacentridae. The record is from RefSeq and is a predicted model, not a curated record. The transcript has 6 exons. The coding region runs from base 78 to 749 and encodes 223 amino acids.
UUCUGUUCCACUUCUCAUUUUGUUCACCAACCAAAACUGCUUUUAUUCUGUCAGCUGUUGCACUUCACUCUGAAACUAUGGCCAAGGACAUGACUCUGCUGUGGGGCUCCGGCUCUCCUCCCUGUUGGAGGGUCCAGCUCAUGCUUGAGGAGAAACAGCUGCAGGGCUACAACCAAAAACUGCUCUCCUUUGAGAAAAUGGAGCACAAAUCCCAGGAAGUCCUGGACAUGAACCCCAGAGGUCAGCUUCCUUCUUUCAAAUGUGGGAAACAUAUCCUGAAUGAGUCCUUCGCCGCCUGCUUAUUCCUGGAGAACCAGUACAAGUCUCAAGGAAACAAGCUGAUCCCUGAUUCCCCGGAUGCACAAGCACUGAUGUACCAGCGCAUGUUUGAGGCUGUAACACUCGUCCAGAAAAUGGUGGAUCUUGUUGCCUACAACUUCAGGGUCCCAGAGGGGGAGAGACACGACUCUGCUGUUCAGAGAAACACGGAGGCUCUGACAGCUGAGCUCAAGCUGUGGGAGGGAUACCUGAAAAAAACGGACUGUUGUCUGGCUGGAAAAGAAUUCACACUGGCUGAUGUGCUUGUUUUUCCUUACAUUGCUUAUAUGUUCCAUUAUGGGUUAAGCAGUGAGCGUUACCCUGCACUGGCAAAAUAUUACAACUCUCUGAAGGACAGACCCAGCAUCAAAGCCUCCUGGCCUCCUUACUGGCAGAAAUUCAUUGAACAGGACACGCUGAAAGCCAUUUGAGAUCCAAAUCCUCAUCAGUGCAUACACGACCUGUUUCUGUUGUGACGCGAUAUGUAAACACUCUUUGCACUGCACUACUUUUUGAAAACUACACUUUGCUUCUGCUAUGAAGAGCAAUUUACUACCAUCAUUUAUUUGUGAUUUUAAAUGCAAAAAAUUCCUAUAGUUCUGCAAAAAGAAAAACAAUUUUUAAAAAAAAUUCAAUUUGACUGCUUAAUUAUUUCCAGGUCAUCAUUCACAGAGAAUUCUUUCAGUCCAUUUAUGCAUAAAAAGUGAGCAAAAGAUCUGAACAAGUGAGAGUCAUACCUUUAAAUAAAAUGAGUAAUACUAUGGAUUUAUACUUGUAGAUUGCAGACAGAUAUUUAAACUUAGGCAUCAAAUAUAGCAAGUGGGAUUUGGGUACUCUUUUUACAUUUCAAUAAACAUGAUUACAGCUUUGACUUCCUUCCUUCACUUUUACAUUUUUGACAGUAGAGGUCAGUAAAAGAAAACUACAAAUGGUAACACCACAAUCAGAACAUGUACUGUGGGUUGUUUCAUACCAAGACUUCAAAUAAAAGACUAAAUCACA